Messenger RNA from Setaria italica (foxtail millet), 2429 nucleotides. Its product is annotated as L-type lectin-domain containing receptor kinase S.4. The record is from RefSeq and is a predicted model, not a curated record. The transcript has a single exon. Gene Ontology annotation, cellular component: plasma membrane. Bases 385 to 2397 code for a protein of 670 amino acids. Gene Ontology annotation, molecular function: carbohydrate binding; ATP binding; protein kinase activity. Gene Ontology annotation, biological process: protein phosphorylation. NCBI's taxonomy places the organism in Eukaryota, Viridiplantae, Streptophyta, Magnoliopsida, Poales, Poaceae.
ACAAACGUAUCACUACACUGCCCUGCCCCAAGGAUAUGCAAUCGAUCACCACAGCUGUCUGUGCCUACAAAAGCCACGCAGGAGAUCAGGUCAAUUUUGUCACGUCCCCCUCCGGGAGAAGCUAGCCUCUGUUUUGUCACCAAACUUUGCGAUAUGUACUAGUAGUACAGAUGGGGGAGUACCGCUCGUGCCUCCGAGUCUGACUUACACGUCAGAGUAGACGACCCGUGACGACACUCCUGUCACCUUCCCCUGCCGAUCAUACGAACUACGAAGGGGGGAAAAAGUUUUCCUUUCAAGACUUUGUAUUCUUGAUGAACAGUGGACACUACUAUAUAAUGGACGUGCCGAGCUACUCUGCUACUGAUCUGACAUACGUCGUCCAUGGCGUUCCGUGUCCGCCUCGCCGUGCUCUCCCUGCUCGCUCGUUGCCUCCUCUGCUCCCCCGCCGAUGUCGAUUUCGUCUACAACGGCUUCCGGGGCGCCGCCAACCUGACCGUGGACGGCUCGGCGUCGGUCCUGCACGGCGGCGCGCUCCGGCUCACCACCGACGGGAACUACCUCAUGGGCCACGCCUUCUUCGGCCCGCCGGUGCGCAUGGUGCUCGGUGGCGAUGCCGUCGCCUCCUUCAGCACGGCCUUCGUGUUCGACAUCGUGACCGCCGGCGGCAGGGGCGGCGGCGCCGGCCUGGCGUUCGUCGCCGCGGCGUCGAAGGUGCUGCCCGGAGCAAGCCCCAGCCUCUACCUUGGCCUCAUCGGCAAGGACACCAUGGGCAACGCCUCCAACCACGUAUUUGCCGUCGAGUUCGACACGGCGCAGGCGCCCGGGCUCCUGAACGAGAUCAACGACAACCACGUUGGCGUCGACCUGAACAGCCUCGUGUCGAACGUGUCGGAGCCGGCGGGGUACUUCGCUGACGACGGCAGGAAGGUCCCGGUGCCGCUCGAGAGCCGGCAGCCGAUCCAGGCGUGGGUGGACUACGACGGCCGCUCCAAGAUCCUCAACGUGACCAUAGCUCCCGUGUCCGUGGCAAGUCGGCCUCGCCGGCCGCUCAUCUCGCAGCCGAUUGACCUCUCGCCGAUCUUUAAGCAGGACAUGUACGUUGGCUUCUCGGCAGCAACCGGGAAGCUGGCGAGCUCACAUUACGUCCUCUCAUGGAGUUUCCGCACUGGAGGAGCUGCGCAGUCCAUCGAUCUCUCCCAGCUGCCGGAAGUUCCAAAGCCGCCACCUCCUCCGCUUUCCAAUUCCGGUAGCAUAUCCGCCGCAAUCAUGAUCGCCGCACUGUCCUGCGUGGCCACUCUUCUUGUGAUCGUCGCGGCAAUCGUUGCUGCACUCUGGCUGCGGCAGAGGGCGGCCCUCGCCGACACGCUCGAGGAGUGGGAGCUGGACCACCCGCACCGGUUCCCGUACAAGGAGCUCUAUAAGGCGACGAAGGGGUUCAAGAACAGUGAGCUUCUCGGCGCCGGUGGCUUCGGCGAGGUGUACAGAGGCGUGCUCCGGCGGUCCGGUGAUGUUAUGGCCAUCAAGCGGAUCUCGAGCAACGGGUCGCAGGGGAUGCGCGAGUUCGUGGCCGAGAUCGCGAGCCUCGGGCGCAUGCGGCACCGGAACCUGGUCGAGCUGCGCGGGUGGUGCAAGCGCGGGCAGGACCUGCUGCUGGUCUACGAGUUCAUGCCCAACGGCAGCCUUGACACGCACCUGUUCGGCUGCCGCGCCGGCGACGGCGAGCCCCGGCCGCUGCUGUCAUGGGAGCAGCGCGUCAGGAUCCUCAGGGGCGUCGCGUCGGGGCUGGUGUACCUGCACGAGGAGUGGGAGCAGGUGGUGGUGCACCGCGACGUCAAGGCCAGCAACGUCCUGCUCGGCGCCGACAUGGGCGCGCGGCUGGGGGACUUCGGCCUCGCGCGCCUCUACGAGCACGGCGCGGACCCCGCCACGACGCGCGUCGUCGGGACGCUGGGCUACAUGUCGCCCGAGAUCGUCGUGACAGGCAGGGCCACCACGGCCACCGACGUGUUCGCCUUCGGCGUGCUGCUCCUCGAGGUGGCGUGCGGGUGCCGGCCCAUCGACCCCGUCACCGGCGUCAACCUGGUGCGCUGGGUCCGUGAGCUCGGCGUCAAGGGCGACCUCGUGCACGCCGUGGAUGAAAGGCUUGAAGGGCGCUACGACGUUGAGGAAGCGAAGCUGGUGCUAUGGCUGGGUCUCGUGUGCAGCCAGACGCGGCCGGAGGCGCGGCCUACCAUGAGGCAGGUCUGCCAGUACCUGGACGGCGAGGUGGACAUGCAGGAGGAGGCCAUGAUCGUCUUUGCAGACGACGAUCCCGUCGAGUUCGGCUCAAAGGCGUCACUGACUUGGUCGUCGUGCGCGACAGUAUCAGCAGGCUCCCUGCAGGGUGGCAGAUGAACAAACCUGUUCCAUCAACCUUUUGGUGAAAC